CUUUCCAUUGGUGAGUGAUUAGGCCGCUUGAUAAGCUACUUUCAAGUGAGAACAGACACCAAAAGAGUGCUUUCGAUAAGAAUACUGUCUCAGUUGUAUUUAGUCAAUUGAUCAAGGAAGGCAUUAGAGCGAUUGUUUUCAUCGUUUUGAUCAGUAUAAAGUGAUUUCUGUGGACAAAAUGACCCUGAAGUUCUGUGCUAACCUGUCGUUCAUGUUCACGGAGACUGGGAGUCUGCUGGAGCGCUACAAUUUGGCUCGUUUGGCGGGAUUUCGCGGUGUUGAGAGUGCCUUUCCGAAGGGUUUCUCCAUUGAAGACCUCUUGACGGCAAAACAAUCCCUCUCUCAGGUGCUAAUCAACAUUCGUACAGGUUCAGUUGCUGGAGGGGAAUUCGGCGUAGCUGCUCUUUGCGGAGAUUCUAACGAUCCUAACUAUCAGGAGGCUUUCAGAAGUGAUCUUCAGACAACUGUGGAAUAUGCCAAGGCUCUUGAGUGCAAGAAGAUUCAUAUUAUGGCGGGAAAAGUCUCCAAACCCACGGAGGAUAAUCGCAAGGUUUAUGUGGAGAAUUUGAAAUAUGCAGCCAAUGUUUUAGAAAAAGAAAACAUUGUGGGACUUAUUGAGCCGAUAAAUAAAUACGCAGUUCCUGGAUACUACCUCAACUCCUACGAAACAGCACUUGAUGUCCUGCAAGAAAUAAAUAACCCUCAUAUUCGCCUCCAGUUGGACUUCUUCCAUUUACAACAUAUUAAGGGUAACAUUACGCAUUCUGUGAAGGACCUUUUGCCCUUCGUUGGCCACGUACAAAUCGCCCAAGUGCCACAUCGCAAUGAGCCCAGCACUCCGGGAGAGAUUGACUACGAAUACGUCCUGAGGAUGUUGGCUGAGGAGGGCUACAACGGCUGGGUUGGAUGCGAAUACCAUCCCAAGACGUCCACCAACGACGGUUUGGGAUGGAUUGAGAAGUUCGGCUUCAAGUUGUGACGCGAGCAAAUGUCUUUUCGAUGAUCGUGAAUAAGCAAUGAAUAAAUAUCUUCCAAUAUGCAUA
Molecule: messenger RNA, 1043 nt
Organism: Phlebotomus argentipes
Lineage: Eukaryota; Metazoa; Arthropoda; Insecta; Diptera; Psychodidae
Gene: Gip
Product: putative hydroxypyruvate isomerase
Exons: 4
Coding region: 179-979 (266 amino acids)
Biological process (GO): glyoxylate metabolic process
Molecular function (GO): hydroxypyruvate isomerase activity
Source: RefSeq, a predicted model, not a curated record